AGCCGCCGACCGCGAGCCCCGGCCGCCGCUCUCCCCGCUUCCCCUCAGCCCGGGGCCGCGCGAGCGGCCGUUACGGGCGCGCGAGCGGCCGUUACCCGCCCGCCACAGCCCUCCCCGCGCGCGCAGCCAAUCCGGCGGCGGCUUCGGCGGCUCCUCGCGCCGCGCCGCCCCGCCCCAGCUCUGCCGUCGCCGGGGUGGGCGGGGCUUCUCCUCCUCCGGCGGCGGCGGGGCCAGGGAGCGGCUCCUUUGUCGGAGGGGCCGCGCCGGCAGCGGGCGGGGCCCGCGGAGGCUGCGCCGGCUCCCCUGCCCCUCUCCCCUGCUCCUCCCGCCCUCCCCGGGGCGGGGCGGUCCGGUCGGCGCUCCGGCGGCGGCGGCGGUACCAGCAGCAGCGAGCAUGUCCUCGAGCAGGGCCAAGAAAGUGAAGAUGGCCACCAAGUCCUGCCCGGAGUGCGACCAGCAGGUUCCUGUUGCAUGUAAAUCAUGUCCCUGUGGAUAUAUAUUUAUUAGUCGAAAACUCUUGCAUGCUAAACGUGCUGAGAGAUCACCACCCAUCACAGAAAACAAGAGUGAGGCCAAAAGAAGACGGACAGAGAGAGUUAAGCGAGAGAAGAUAAAUUCUGCAGUAAAUAAAGACUUAGAAAACCGGAAAAGAUCCAGGUCUAACAGCCAUUCAGAUCACAGCAGACGAGGAAGAGGAAGACCUAAGAGUGCCUCAGCCAAAAAACACGAGGAGGAAAGAGAGAAACAAGAAAAAGAAGUUGACAUGUAUGCUAACCUUUCAGAUGAAAAGGCCUUCGUAUUUUCAGUGGCCUUGGCGGAAAUAAACAGAAAAAUUAUCAAUCAAAGACUUAUUCUGUAACUUGUAAGCACAAUCUGAUGCAUUCAUACACAGAAUGGCUAGUGUAUUUCCAAGGUGUCGUGGACUCUCGGAAAGCGUUGUCUGCACCAUCAAGGACCAUACUAUUGCCUGUUAAAAUUCUGCUGCUGUUCUUGGAAGUUGAAUUCUGUCUCUACAAGUCAGAAAGAAAAUGUUCACAAGAUUGUGCUGUGAAAAAUCAGAAAGCAGAUAUGGUUUACACCUUGAAGACAAAUGCUAGACAAAUGCACAGAGAGACUGCACCCAUUCCAGAGCACUUCUUUUAAAUUUGCUGCCAGAAAUGCAAUAUUUUAAAUAUUUUCAGAAAUAAAUGAUUUUCCUUUAAAAUUAUAUAUUUCAGAUUUUUCAGCUAUAUUGCAGUUUCCGUAUGUACAGUUCACAUAACUUUUUAAUAAAUUGAUAUUCCAAUAUUUUAUUGAACUGGGAAUUAAGUACAUUUGUGAUCCUUAGGGUGUAUUGGUUUUAAUCCUCUUAGAAAUCUGGUAUUCAUCCUAGGGAUGACUUUAGAUUUGCAUUUUUUUAUAGGUGUGAUAUUCCGAUAGGAAGAAAAUUAAAGUGGUUUAAUUUGGGGGGAUUAUUCUGCUUGACAACUUCGUAUUGUUUAUGAAUUCUCUCUAGAAAAUGAUUCCCUGUUACAUAGAGUUGUUUUUUAAAAAAAUCACAUAUACUUUUUGUGGUCAGAGUCCUGCAGUUUGAGAGCAAAGUGCUUGUUUUGUCACCACCGUUUACUGUGUGUCUGCCUUGUCCAGAUGGUAAGUACUUCUCCCAUGCUCUUUCUUGGCCCAUCAUUUACUGGAGAGAGGGAGAAGCAGGCAUCAGAGACGUAGAUCUGCAGCUAGAAUCUUCUUACCGGUAUUUCCAAAUGAUGAAGUUAUGCUAGUUCCUUUUACUCUCAUCAGCUUUUUUUGUCUGCCUUUUAGAAGUAUAAUUCUCUUCAGUAUUAUCUUGUUGACUGUAAAUGCCAAAGCAAAAGUCUACUUAAGUGUGCAAAAAUGAGCUGUUCUGGUAGAAUUAGGUUUGGGGAAAACAUUCCACAAAGUUGUCUUUUUAAAAAGUGGUAUAGUGUAAUUUGAGCCAAAAUUCUUACAUUAGUAAAUAUAUGGGGUUUUGUCUUACCAAGAAAAAAAAAGCUCAAGCGCUGCAAAAUCCUGAGGGAGGAAGCUUAGGAGGCAAUUGCAUUCAUAAAAUCUGACAUACUAGCUUUUUGUCAUCUUUCAUUCACUCUUUUCUAAGAAGGGGAAUGCAACUAAAUGUCUUAGGUUUGGGUUUUUUUUUUUCAGUAUUACUCAUGCUUUUCAGUAUCACAUUACUUUAAUAGUGAGAACCCCUAAUGGGGUUCUGCUAGAGAACUGAUCUCUGGGUGGAAGCAGAGAUUUUUAUUAAUAAAGCUAGACUAUCAAAUACUGAUUGUUUAUUAGUUAUUGGUUAAAGGAAGGAGCUAUGAUAGUUUUAAGUUAAGCCACAAGGGACUGAUCAGAUGCAAACUUUGUAAGCAGAAGCAGGAAACAGGGAAAGUGAUUUUUAAUUUUUAACUCCUAAGCAGUAACUGGGGUCCCUCUUAACACUGGAUGAGAGGGAUGGAUGUGGAAAUGCACUUAAACCGCUAAUCUACAUUUGUCUUUAUUCCAGUAAAUGAGGAAUUGCGAACACAAGGCCUACUUCCCUACAUCACGUAGACUUCUGCUUUCCAGAACUGUAGCCUGUCACACAUACCAGUAGUAAGGACAGAUGAGUAACUCUUAAGGAUAGAGUAUAUGUUUGCAUGGUAAGCUAUUGAAGUCAGAAUGACAAAAGGGAAGUUCUAAUUUUGAGAACUUAAGAUGUGAUCAGGCUUGUGUUGCUUCUGCUGCUAGAAUGAGAUCUACUGUGUUAAGAAGGGACAAAGGGUACUACUGAUGCAGUCUCUUUGGUGUUCUAACCUGCGUUCCUACAGGUAUCUAUUUCUUUCUGCUCCUGUACGUGGAACUAAAGUUAUUUUCAGGGUACCAAAGUUAAUGUUGUUAGAUGUGACAAAAUUUAACUUAUGACUUUUACAUUUAGAUUGCUGCCUUCACUGAUAAGCACUGCAAAAUACAUUCAUAUCUUUCAGAAGUGCAAGGCUGUUUUUUCUCCUCCGUUGGUGGAGGCUCUCUUGAAACAGUGGUUUGAGUUCUGUUUCUGUACUUCUUCCCUCUGUCUUCCCCAGGUCUCCGCUGUCAGCUAUUUCCCACUUGUGGUCGUGCUAUUUUUCUUCCCCUGCUAUUCUUCCAGUUUGUUCAAGAAAGCUGUGAUGGAAGCAGGUGGCCUUGAAAAUAUCCCAGGGAGAGUGCUGCUUUGCCAGUGGAUCUUGCAAAGCAACAGUCUUGACUUACUUUCCCCACCAACCAGAAACAAACCAUUCUUUCCUAUGUAGGCAGGACACUUCAGCGUCUUCCAAAAGCCCUGGUAACUCUGUGGCUGUGGUAUGCUAAGACAUAGAUUUAUUGGAAUGUAUUCAGUGACUGAACUGGAAAGCAUCUGUAUUAUAUGAAAUAAGUAUCAACACGAUGGCGUCUCAGGAGCUCUUUCUUUGUCUGUUAGAGAUGAUCAAUGGAUGAACACUGAGCCAAAUCAUCGUAUAUCAUAGUUGUAAAAUGUAUUGGAUCAUGGUCUACAAAACUAAAAUAAAGCCACUGACAGCUAAAUGAUGAGAGAUAAUGUACUGCAGCUCCAACUUACUUGGGAACUGCAUAGUUUCCAAGAAGCAAAAAUAAAUAUGUAACACUUCAGGAAGCUGUUUGUGCAACAUAUUUUUUUAAUUUUGUGACUCUCUAGUUCCAGUAUAGGAUUUUAGGCCCUGCCUUUGUAUGUCUUUGUGGUUCAGGCUGACUUAAUUUGUUUCACUGCAUUUUGUAGCAUGAGACCUCACACGGAAAAAUAAUCUUCUUUCUGAAAAAGUGAAUUAGGCUGCAGUUUUUUUUUAAUUAACUCAAAAGAAGACCAAGUAUAUCACCACUCCACCUCCAUACAACCUCUACAUGUUGACUUAUCUGACCAGAUAACCUUCAUGUUAUGAACUGAAUAGUUUAGGAUUGUACUGGAGAACUGCCUGUUUAUAAACUACCAUCUAGCAAGCUCUGGUUUCUGCCUCUUCUUUUCCCUCUUUUUUUGAAGAAAGAUGCUUCUCGUGUUUAUAUCUCUGUGUAAUAGGAUGUCAGACCAUCAAGCAGAUUCACAGUUCUCAUUCUGGUCUGAGAUUUCUCUGCAUUUGCUCUAUUCUGCUACUAGAUGGCAGCCUUAUUCUAAAGACAGUUACUGUCUCUUCACGCGUUCUUACUGUUGCUACUAGGAAGUUUCGGUGAAAGUACACUGAAAGAGUAUUUUUCUUUAGAACAUCACUCACUCAUAUCUAACUUGGGAGCUUAAAAUCCUGCUGAUGGGUGGUUCCUUACUGGCCAUCUGCACUGAAAGUAGAUGGCUUCAUUGGUUGUGUGGGAUGUUAGCUCUUGAGCUGUGAAAGUUGGUAGAGAUGAAUAAUUUGUCAAGACCAAAGAACUCCAAACUUUCAAUUGGUUUAAAUGGUUUAAAAAUGGUUUAAAGAAAAUCUUUUUCCCCUCCCCUGGAAAUCCUAUGUAUCUAAAUUUUCUUUGGUCAAACUUUACAAACAUCUCUAAUUUUCCUGUUAUUUUCACUCUAAUACUGUUAUGAUUGAUGAAGAAAAGUUGAAAAUGGGGCAAGGUAUUGGGGAAUACUUUGCAGACUGUCAUCACCCUGUGUCUGGGCAGCAGGAUUUACAGAGAGGGGUACUAGAAUUGAGAUAUUUUCUUCAAAUAUUGGGUCCUAAAAAAGGUCUUUGGGUUGGUUUUACUUAGUGUUUUUAAAUUUUUUGAGGUUUUUCUAGGCCUUUUUUUUUUUUGAGUGAAACAGUGAUUCAUGUAGGCUAAUAGCAGCACAGUGUCUUCCUUGUAUCUUGGACUGUACUGUCAUGGCUGCUUGUCAUGCUCAUUGCCUCACAGGAGAUGGUGCUUGACUUUUGUUCUUUAAGAUACCGAUAACCUUUAAGGUAUUGAUAACCUGUGAUUAAACAGUGUAACCAGAAAGCUGUCUUAAACCACUGUUUAGUUUAAAGCCUUUCUGAGUUGCUGUUCUCCAGAAAAAGAUUCCUCUGCAUGCAUGAACACAUGCAGGUAUUGCCAGUGUCCUAUUUUGUAUCUCUAGGUGCAUCUAUGUUUUUUGUUUGGAUUAGGAGUCAGUGUUUGAAGCAAAUCUCAUGCUAGUCUCUACUUCCAGGGCUUAAGUUUGCAUCACAGAAUGGUCUUGGGGAGCAGGAAGUAGGUUCCUUUUACAAAAGACUGACCUUGAAGAUGUCCUUCAACUGUUAGUGAGUGCUUGGUCUGCAGAACCAGGUCUGCCUGUAGCAGGUGUUGGGCUCUCCGUACCAACUGUUUCACUCUACAGAUUUACUGUUGUCUCUCACAUCUUGCUUAUUAUGAAAAUAGAGCAGAGCAUAUGUUAAUAAGUUUAACCAACAUUUUCAAGUGAGUUGUUAUCCUUCAAAGUAUUAGCAAUGUCAUCAGUGUUUUGUAGCAGGCUUCCUACUUUUUUAUUUCACUGUAGAUUCUGACAAAUAUCCUCUAGCAAAUCUAACUGUAGCAUUUCAAGAUGUUGCUUUCACCAGUUGUUUGCCUAACCUUUUUGGAGGUUGUCACUUAGGUAGGAUGGUAGGACAGCUAUUGUAAGUAGUAGAAUAAUUUUUCUUCUUUCCUUUAGGCUGUCAGUUUCAAAACUCACUAGUAGUUACAGAAAAUCUGACUGCCCUAAAGUUAUAUCUGAUUAAACAGUUUUUCUGUUGAGAUGAUCAAUUUUACUGCCUUGUCAUUGAUCACACACUACAGAAAUACACUGCACGAUUCCAGUAGAUAUUGUGAGUUCAUAAUGGACUGAAAGCGUCUGUAAAUUAAUGUACUAGAGUGGGAUUUUUUUCUGCUCUUACUUAAAAAAGGGCUGCUCAUAGCUGCUGGCUAUUGAAUAGGAUGUGCAAUCUAAGUAAAAAGCAAGAAAUUGAUUAGGCAGAAGGCAGUGGAAAUGGAUAAAUCUGUGUAUUUCUCUUUUUCUCCAGAAGAAAACUUAAAACUGCUUUCACUGAAGUUUAAUUUGAAGCUCAAAACAUGAUUCUCAUGAAUCAUUUGGUGUCGUCAUGCAGCGCAUCCCCCAGGAAAAAGUCAGGUACCCCUCCCUCAUCUUCCCCCCAGCCCCACAAACUGCUUUUCUUGGUGCUACUUAGCUUUGUACAUAGAACCUGAACUCCAUCUGAUAAAAGUUAUACUGCCUUUGGUCUCUUACUGUGCAUCAUUUCUCUCAAUCAUAACUAAGUCUUUAAUUUUGUCAUAAGGGUUAAGGAAUAAAUACUAUUUUUAAUCCUGGACAGCGUUGAAGACCAUAAAGUGCUGUUAAGAACAGUGAGUGUUCCAGACAUCAGGAGUACAAACAUUAAUAGCCUGUCAAUUUUCCAAGUCUCAGUGGUUUUUGUUUUGUCUUGGAAUAAACAACUCUUGAAUAUUUCAUUGAAAAUAUGUUGCUAAUAAAGACAAAUCUUCAGAUUGG
Messenger RNA from Chroicocephalus ridibundus (black-headed gull), 6439 nucleotides. RefSeq names its product chromosome 4 C16orf87 homolog (gene HDIP1). Lineage: Eukaryota; Metazoa; Chordata; Aves; Charadriiformes; Laridae. The coding region runs from base 395 to 859 and encodes 154 amino acids. The record is from RefSeq and is a predicted model, not a curated record. The transcript has 4 exons.